GAUCUAAAAGUUCGUGGUGCGCUGCUUUCAGUUGUGUUUCGUAGUGCGGUCGAGUAAAAGCUUUAUAAUGCUGCUCCGAUAUUAUAUAUUACUUGCGUUGUUGCCUAGUGGAAUAUAUGCUCACUUUUGUGACAGACGAGAAUGGACAAAAAUAAAUGGAGUCUUAAAAUCAAGUGCAAUUAAAGUAUGCUGUUUUGGUUAUAAACAACAAAUCAUGAACAAUGGAAUUGGUUUGAAAUGUGUGCCUAUAUGCAAAGGGGAUUGUGGCAAUGGAACCUGCAUCAGUCCCAAUAGUUGCAGCUGUAAUGUUGGAUAUACUAAUAAGGACAAGGAUCCAGCUAAGAGAUGUGUGCCAAACUGUGUCGGAGGCUGUGGCAAGGGGGAGUGCAUUGCACCAAACACUUGCCACUGCGAAGACGGCUAUGAGGCGGUUAAUCAUUGUGCCCCAAUAUGCAGCAGUGGCUGCCCCAAUGGAUACUGCGAGACACCGGGAAAGUGUAGUUGCAACGAAGGUUACGCUCAAGCCGAUAAUCAAACUGACGCUGCUUGCCUGCCUGUUUGUGCAACAGAAUGUGGCGAGCAUCGCAGAUGUGUGGCACUCAAUACCCGAGAAAAUCUAAACUGAGUUCAAUUUAUAUAUUUAUGUCUUCUAUGUGAGCAUGGUAACUUUUAAUUAAUGUCAUGAAUAAAUUUCCAUUCUUAU
This is a messenger RNA of Drosophila nasuta, 703 nucleotides long. RefSeq names its product epidermal growth factor-like protein. Lineage: Eukaryota; Metazoa; Arthropoda; Insecta; Diptera; Drosophilidae. The transcript has 3 exons. The record is from RefSeq and is a predicted model, not a curated record. Bases 68 to 625 code for a protein of 185 amino acids.